AUGGGUGCCGCUGAGACUAUCAUUGAUGUUCAAACAGUUUUAAAAGCUGCUUCAUCUAAAUGUAAAGUAUUAGAAGAGAGUUUCCCAGUUAAAUUUUAUGAAAAGAACCCAGAUAAGGUAUAUGAAUCCUAUUGUCACUUUAUUGAAUCUAAGGUUGGUGGUAAAGAUGAUAGUGAAGAGAGUAAUGAGUUAGAAUUGACUACCAUAGCCAAGAAAAUUGAUAAUAAUGAAUAUACCAAUGCUAAGAAUGGUUUUUAUAGGUUAUUCCAUGAUAUCAAAUUAGUUUGUACUUUAUUAAUUCAUUUUUAUCCUCAAGGUUGCAGACAAUAUCAAAUUGUUGAUAAAUUUUAUAAAUUCAGUAGUGAAUUACUUUUAAGAGAAUGUUAUAAAUUAGGAAUAACGUUAGGUUCAGAUGCAAAGAAAAAAGAGUUGAAUUAUACAGAAGUCACUGAUCUAGAUAAACUUAUAGUGAAUGAUUUCAUCAAAAUUUCUAAUAGUUAUAAAGUUCCUGCAGAAGAAACUUAUCAUAUUAGCACUAGAGAUAGUGAAUUAUUUUCAUCAAUUAUUGGCAAAUCGAUAUUAGAUAAUAGACCAAGAGAAUUGCCCAAUAAUGAUUUUGAAAUUAAUAAGAUCAUGCCACAAACUAAUAUAAGAGAAGAAGCUCCACGCCUGGGUUUUAUUGCAGCAAACACUAGUAAUAUUCCUGAUCCUACUUUCCCUCCAACAGAAAUGAUGACAAGAUUUUUGCAUCCAAAUUGGUAUUCUCUGCCUAUAGCUACAUGGUUAGACUAUGGCGACUUCAAAUCAUGGGCGCCUUUUUUCACUUCAAAUAACACAGUAUCUAACAUCAAUGACCGUGGGAAACUAUGGUUGGAAAGAGUGGGCUACAACAAACUAUACCUUGAAAGAGAAAAGGAAAUUGCAGGUAUAACUGCAGAAGUUGUAAAUACUGAUAAUGAGGAAGUGGAAGAGGUGGAAAAAGAAAAUAAUAUAGAACAAACGUUGGUAACUGGAGAUUCAGCAGAACUAAUUGCUUCUGAGAAAAACAAUAAUGAAAUAGAAAAAAUUAACAAAGAAGACAUCAAAUUAUCUAAUUUACUUCAGUGGAUUCCGUUGAAUGUCAUAUCAAAUGAAGAUGUUGAAUCCUUUAAAACUGGUGAACAAUCUAAAUUGAUCACAGAGACAUUAAAAAAGUUACACAAACUAAGAUCCGAAAGAAAAAUAGAUAGAUAUGUAACAAAACCUUCUAGCAGUGAGCAAAAAUUAUAUUAUAAAGCGAAAUUACUAUUAAGAGAAGUCUUGGCAUCUAAAACUUCAACAAAUCUUCCUGUGAGGGCAUGUAGCUCUUUUCCAAUUUUGCAAGCAAAUUACAACGGUAGCAUACCUAUUGUGAGAUCCCAAGCAUCGCAAAAGAAGAGAAAAUAUAAGAAAUAA
Messenger RNA from Tetrapisispora phaffii CBS 4417, 1434 nucleotides. It is a transcript of the gene RSC58, whose product is annotated as Rsc58p. The coding region runs from base 1 to 1434 and encodes 477 amino acids. Gene Ontology annotation, molecular function: protein binding. Lineage: Eukaryota; Fungi; Ascomycota; Saccharomycetes; Saccharomycetales; Saccharomycetaceae. The record is from RefSeq and is a predicted model, not a curated record. The transcript has a single exon.